This is a messenger RNA of Callorhinchus milii (elephant shark), 3212 nucleotides long. It is a transcript of the gene trim13, whose product is annotated as tripartite motif containing 13. NCBI's taxonomy places the organism in Eukaryota, Metazoa, Chordata, Chondrichthyes, Chimaeriformes, Callorhinchidae. The transcript is spliced from 3 exons. Gene Ontology annotation, biological process: positive regulation of macroautophagy; positive regulation of canonical NF-kappaB signal transduction; innate immune response. The record is from RefSeq and is a predicted model, not a curated record. Gene Ontology annotation, molecular function: zinc ion binding. Bases 225 to 1448 code for a protein of 407 amino acids.
CACACACACAGACAUUGUGCUGGAAUUGCAUUGGGAAGGUUAAGAGAGACAGCGCCAUGAUGAGAGGGGAUGUGUUGUGCUGCUGCAGCAGCAAUGAUUGGUCAAAGCCACCUGCCGUACGCUGAGCUUUAGCUCAGUGGUAAAGGCUAAAAGGUAUUGAAACAGGUUUGUGUCACAGGAUUACAGGGCGGAGGCUGCCAGGGCUGUAUGCGGAGUGAUAUGCAAUGGAGUUGUUUGAAGAGGAGCUCACCUGCCCCAUUUGUUGCUGCUUAUUUGAAGAUCCACGAGUUCUUCCCUGCUCACAUAAUUUCUGCAAGAAAUGUUUAGAAGGUAUCCUGGAAGGAAGUGGCAGGUCAAUGCCGUGGAGAGUCCCUUUCAAAUGUCCAACCUGCCGUAAAGAAACUCCUGCUGCGGGAAUUAACAACUUGCAAGUAAACUAUUCACUACGAGGAAUAGUAGAGAAGUACAACAAAAUUCGGAUUAUACCUAAAAUGCCAAUCUGCAGACAGCACAGUGGACAACCUCUGAAUAUCUUUUGCUCAACCGAUCUUCUACUAAUUUGCGGGUUUUGUGCGACAAUGGGAGAUCAUGAAGGUCAUUCCUUCUGUGCUAUUAAAGAUGCCUAUGUGGAGGAGAGAGAAGCUUUUGUUGGGCUUUUCCGUGGAUUGGAAACCUGGCAUUCUGCUGAUGUAUGGUCUUGUUUAGAGACUUUAGAAAGCAACAAGAAAAAAUCCCUACAAUCGAUAAGUAAGGAUGCAGAUAAGGUUAUGGAAUAUUUUACAAAGCUGCAGCACACUCUGGAGCAGAAGAAGAAUGAAAUUCUUUCAGAUUUUGAAACCAUGAAGCUUGUGGUGAUGCAGGCAUAUGAUCCAGAGAUAAAUAAAUUGAAGUUGAUCCUUGAAGAACAGAAAAGGGCUUUUGCUAUUGCAGAAACCUUUCGAGAUGUCACUGAUCCAGUCUUAUUUCUGCAGCAGAUGCAGGAGUUCCGCAAUAAAGUCAAAGUCAUCAAAGAAACUCCAUUGCCUUCCUAUAUGGUUGCUGAAGUGCAUCCAGUAAUGAAAAACUUCAACACUUGCCAAUGGGAUAAUGUGAGACUGAAGGAUGUUGAUAAAGUCACUUUACCCACAGAGAAUUAUACAUUCAGAUUCAAGCCCACUAGUAGCAACUCACAUACAUUCCUUGCAAUUUCAUUUGUCUGUCUCCUCAUAUUUUCUAUUGUGGCAUUUUAUCAUAGUGAUCUAGUGAUUCAGAUGUUUGUAUCUCUGAAAACUCAUCUGUACACAUGUGCUAGUUCAUUGUAUGAUAAAAUGGAACCAACCUACUUCACAGGCUUCUUUUGGGGUGAGAUUGUUGAUGUAGUUUCACUUGUAUAUCAAGCCUGUAAAAAUAAGUUUCAGUGGCUUUUGGAAAACAUGGAAUAUUUGGAGACCAAAUGCAAACUCUUUUAGACAAAGCAAAAUAUCACUUCUACAAAAUCACAGCUAUAGUGUAUACCAUCAAAGAGUUGGAUUUAUAUUGGAUAUCCAGGCUUAUUUUUCUUUUAGAAAUGUGUAUGAGAAAUUACAAUGUUCCCAUAUUUUGAACGAAUUAGCAUCUCACUGAUAAGUAGAAAUUCAAGUAGAAUAGGAAAAUCUAUAUGAUGUACGGUUGUUGUAAGAUCCACCAUAUUAACAAAUAUGCAACAUUUUAAUGUUCUUUACUAGUGAGCCCACAGGACCAGGGAAGAUUGAACAUAGAUAGCAGUUUCCCUGCUCAGACUUCAUUUUUUUCCCCUUUUACUUGGAGAUUUAUAAAAAGCUGUUCUAAAACAGAAUGCCUGCUGUGAAUAUUAAUUGUCAUUCACCUACUGCUUUUGCCUGCGUCAUAUAAUACAGAACUUGCACCAGUGAAGUAAAUGCUCACAUUUAGUAAAUAAAGAAGAUCAGUGCAGUUUUCCUCAAAUUUUGGUUCUCACUACUAUAGGUUCUUGCCUCAGAUAUGAUUUUAUAUCCAAAAUAUUAAAGAGGUUAAAUUGCUAUUAAUUUCUAGAAAAACAAUACGUCCAUUUAUUUUUUAAGUAGUAUAGACUGGAGGUAGUUGCCACUCUAUGGUAAAUUUACCUACCUUGGAAAUGUGUAUUUAUUAUAGGAGGUUAUAAGCAUAUGCUCCAAAUUCAGUAUGAUGAAUUGAACGAGAUAAAAUAACUUUAUGUUUUAUUUAGUAGUUGUGCUCACAGGUCCCAUGUGUUGAUGUUUUUUCCUACUGGAAUGCUAUCCCCCAUCUGCUGCUGUCAUAAUAAUAAUAAUCCUUGCAUUUGAUAUAGCGCCUCAUCACAUUGUUGAGAUGUCGCAAAGCGUUUCACAGAAUAUACUGCAAAGUGAAUUGAUUGUAUAUUUAGUCAGCGAAAGUGGCAGCCAAUUGUGCAUAAAAUAAGUUCAUAAAGUUUUGGAAGCCAAGCAGACUGAUUCCUUCAUGAAAGCCCAGUCUUAGGACCUUCAAGAGUGCCUCACAGAUCUGAGGGAGAAGAUUCAUUAGAUACCAGCAUCUUUCACAAUGUGUUUAAACUUCAGGAAAAUUAUGUAAGGCUCCAAAGACGGAGAAAUCUCCCAAAUUUGAUUUGAAAAAAAUAACAAAUGUGACAUCUCAGAAUCAGGGGUUCUGCACCCUUGUAUGAAACUGCCUGAAACCAGAUGUGCCAAGGGGAAGAUCAGAAGUGUGUGCAACCUCCUUGAUGCUGGAAAUGUUCCUACCAGCAUGCUUCCCACUGAAAAGCAAUGGAUUGCCUUAGAGAACUGCCUACAGCAGAUAGAGUCGUCUCCAUUUCUUCAAGAUUGUUCUUACACUGGCAGUCUUCAAACAAACCAUCAGUGAUGGGAGGCCAAAGACUGGAUUGAAACCAAUGGAUUGCCACGAAAAUGUGGACCACAAACAAGCAGCACUCCAGCCAGUAAUAUAGUGUGAGGGGCACUUAAAAAUAUGACUCAAUUUAAGAAUGAUUUCUCAAACUUCAAUAGAACUGAAACACUGUGCCAUGGAGUACUAUGCCAUUGCAAUGGUCUGCUUACAUUCGAGCAGGCCCUGGGUGUCAUAAGGACAACUAAUGUCUAUGUUUGACCAAAAUGAAUCCAGUAGCAUUUCCUGUUUAUGUGUGAAUAAAUGUGUGAGUAAACUAGAAUACAGUUAUGUAGGGAACAUUUCUGUUUGAUUGUGAAUAAAUGUUUUGUCACUGCUUA